Molecule: messenger RNA, 2778 nt
Organism: Cottoperca gobio
Lineage: Eukaryota; Metazoa; Chordata; Actinopteri; Perciformes; Bovichtidae
Gene: c9h13orf42
Product: chromosome 9 C13orf42 homolog
Exons: 4
Coding region: 1039-1842 (267 amino acids)
Source: RefSeq, a predicted model, not a curated record
AUUUCACGAAGCACCAGACUCGCAGAAUGCCGUUUAGACAGCCAAAAGCAGAAGUAUCCCUCCACGCUUGGUUACCUAACCACAACUCAUCAUUUCCUCCUUGAAACCGUGCCUCCACCUCAGCAUGUCUGAGUAAAUGCGAUAGUAAAUACGCCUGUGCAUUGGAAUGAUACUUAAUAAGCUCUUACUGUUGUGUGAAUCGUAUCUCUUUCACAGCUGUGGUCUAAAACACUUAUCUGGUCAAAGUGAUUCAAACUUACUGGCUGAUAUAUUAAUGGUCGGGAUUACGGCGUCUGCAUAGAUGACUUAACUUAGUGAAGACUCCUGUGUUCAGACUUCCUCUGCUUGCAGCGGGGAAGCCCGACAAUAGAGGCACAUGAAACACGAGAGAACAUGUUUUAUUAUUAAUCAGGUGAGGAAAGCCAGACAGAAGUCAACAACAUAUAACUUCUGGCGUUUGUAACAAUAUCCGCUCGUUCAGACAAGAGAAUCAGUUAUUUUGAUAUUUAGCAUGUUUGAAUAAAAACCUAUAAAUUGUAACAAUUGAACCCGCACGCAGUUCAAACUAUACCUUCUGUUUAAAAUCUCCUGUCUUGUCUAACACAUGGUUUAUUGAGAGGAGGAUUCACUGCCUCAAGCAGUACAACAGUUUGUUAGACAGUUGGCUGUUUGUCUCCCAAGUCUCGUAUGAGUCAGGAUAUCUGACACAGGCCUGCUGCUCGGGAGUAACGGUAGCACAAAGUGUAGAGUUACCGUUGUCGCUGAACAACAUCUGAUAACAUUAAAGGCACGCUGAGAUCAGGUUAGACGAGAGACUCAGACCCGCUGCUGCGUCACAAGAGAGCAGCCGUUUGGCCAUUUCAGCACCCUGGACAGCGACUCUCACGGUGAACAGCUCCAGUCGGGUUUGAAGGCUGUUUUGUUUGUUUGCCUUGAGACAUAUUGGCAUCCUCGAAGGGACAAAUAUGGACAGAUGCUUCACAAACGCUAAGGAAUCAAAGGACACGUCUGUAACCCUGAAAGACUCCGUUUAGAGGGAUGUUCAGGAAGAUUAAUAAUGUGUUUCGUCCCAACCAACACGGUCUCAGAGGGCGGGACGGGGGUGGUGGUGGGUUUCGGUCCGAGCAGGACUACCACAACGCCUGCACCGUCAGGCUGGUCCGCAGCACCUCCAUGCUCGUGGUGGGAGAGAAAACUCAGGUAUCCGUGGGCUCAACUUUAAAACGGAGCAAAAGUACGGUGAGCAUCGAGUCGACCAUGUACUAUUAUCAGAGACAAGAGGACAGGAUCUGGCUCUACUCUCAGAAUCAGAACUGCCUGGAGUACCUGGAAGCACUUGUGGCUUUGAGACGGCAAUACACAAAGAGUGUGAUUGACUUGAAAAGUAAUGACACCAAGGCCACAGUGUCCUCCAAGAAGAAGCCUGCACCCCCUCCGCCUACAAAGGAAGAACCGAUAUCAAGAGCCAAACCCUCCGCUCCUCCAGUCCCCAACGAGGAGGACUCUUUGCAGUUCUUUGAUGAGGUCAUCGCCGGCUGCGACAGCGAACCUCUGCGCAAACCGUAUAUGGAUGAUGGACACGCAGAUGUGGACUUCAUAGUGGCCUCUAGCUCGGCCGAACACGACCUCCACUCUAACUGGGUCUUACGGGUUCCUCGGGUCGCGGAUGACUCCAAGCAGAAAGCAGUUCGGUGUGCCAAGGAAAGCGCCCCAAAGAAGAAAAACAAGAGCGGGUCCACAAGCAGCAGACUGCGGCUGCAGAGGAACCCGAUCCAUCUGCCCAAAGUGGUGGAGAGUGCAUUCCAGACUCUGCGCUUCAAGCCCAAAUUAAAAAACCAGUGAAGCUUGAUAGACAUUUGAAACCAGCAGCACUGCUGACGGAGAGCUCGAGCGUAGUGUACUCAUUCAUACUUUCAGAUUUUAAAUCCCAUUCAAACUUUAAAACUUAGCAUAAAAUGACCUUAUGAACUAGAAACUCCAGUGAAACCGGACAACGUUCCACAUCUUUUAUACGUUAUGAGCAUUAUUCAACUUUUAAAGCCGGCAAUUCGUCUGCUUUUUCCACAUCCAGAGCGUCUUCAGAACGGACUUCUCUGGGUUUAUUUUACUGCUGUAAAUGUGUCGAAAUAUACUCUGUGAAAAAAGCAUUUCCAGUAUCAUUUGUGUCAGGGCUUUUCUAAACUGUUGCAUAUGAAUAUCAAUAUCCGAUUCAUAUGUAUCAAUGCACCUCUUUAAAAUGAGAGAUUACUCUGAGGGUGUUUUACAGCAGACUGUAACAAAAACUUCUUCCGACAUGUAAAGAUUUUCCCGCUUUCAAACCAUCUGUCGAUCGCAUUUCUUUCAAUUGUGCUUUGGAACUAUUAAAUAAGAGAAUAAUAUAGAAUAGUGUGAUGGGUUUUGGAAUUUAGGUUGAGUACAGUUCGUGGUUCAGACAGGUAAGCCUUCAUUCAAUCGAGGAAUUGAAGCCAACAGUAAAUUGCAACUACGUCCUUCGAGCCUGGCUGAAAGGUAAACAUAUUUCUGCACUGCGUGAAUGUCUGUUUCAUUUAAGAGUUGAGAUUUGUAAGGCGAGUCCCAAGGCUGCAUCAAAACGAGUAUUCUGCUCAUCGCUGCUGAAGUUAAAAAGGGUCAAUUCGCCAUAUUACAAAAACAAACCACAAGAAGUUUCCUCACUUAACCUUUUGGUAUCUUCUGAUGCUGAUAUUUCUGGAUUUAUUUGCCCGGGGGGGGUUGUGAGAGAUUUGUAACAUAGCUGAAAACAUAAAUGUAGUGGAGUAA